GUCAACACUCUCUGUCAGCUUUCCCAAAAAAGAGAACUUCUCUUUAGAACUCCCCCCCACCACCACACUCACCAGCUUUUUCUCCAUUCUCUCUUUUUCUCUUUGCCGCUACAUUCUCAUUCAUGGCGCUUCUGAACCUUUUCUCUCUCUACAUUUUCUUCAUCUUCUUCGUCAGUACUCAAGGCUCUACUCUACUCACUGAGUCUGAGUCGUCUGCUUCUCUUUCAUCUUCUGCUUCUUCAGAUGUUGAGCUUCUCUUGGGAAAGAUCAAAGCUUCACUGCAAGGUAACUCUGAGAACCUUUUGCUAUCUUCAUGGAACUCUACUGUGCCUAUGUGCCAAUGGAGAGGCCUCAAAUGGGUUUUCUCCAAUGGCACUCCUUUGCUCUGCACUGACCUCUCUUCCCCACAAUCGACCAACCUCUCUCUCUUCAAAGACCCUUCUCUUCACCUUCUAUCUCUUCAGCUUCCCUCUGCCAACCUCUCUGGUUCACUACCUAGAGAGCUGGGUGAGUUCUCUAUGCUUCAAAGUCUCUACGUUAACAUCAAUUCUCUGAGUGGAACCAUCCCUCUUGAGCUUGGCUAUAGUUCUUCACUCUCUGACAUUGAUUUGGGUUACAAUAUGUUGAGUGGUUCUUUACCACCAUCUAUAUGGAACUUGUGUGACAAACUUGUUUCUCUUAGGCUUCAUGCUAAUUCACUAUCUGGGUCAGUCCCAGAACUUGCACUGCCAAACUCUACCUGUAAGAAUUUGCAGGUUUUGGAUUUGGGUAAGAACAAGCUUUCUGGGACUUUUCCAGAAUUCAUAACCCGGUUUCUUGGGCUUAGAGAGCUUGAUCUUGGGGAUAAUGUGCUUUCGGGUUCAAUUCCAGAGAGUUUAGCUGCGCUAAACAUUGAAAAAUUGAAUCUUUCACACAAUAACUUUAGUGGAGUGUUGCCGGUUUUUGGAGAAUCAAAGUAUAGUGGGGAGGUUUUUGAGGGAAACAAUCCGGGGCUUUGUGGGUUACCUUUGAAAAGUUGUACCGGAAGUUCUGGAUUGAGUCCUGGUGCCAUUGCUGGCAUUGUGAUAGGUUUGAUGGCUGGAGCAGUGAUUUUGGCUUCAUUGUUAAUAGGGUAUGUGCAAAAUAAGAAGAAGAAGAGUAGGGGAGAGAGUGAAGAUGAAUUGGAGGAAGCAGAAGAUGAGGAAAAUGGUGGUGUUCCUUUUGGUGUUGGUGGUGGUGGUGUUGGUGGAGCUGGUGAAGGGAAGCUUAUUCUGUUUCAAGGCGGAGAGCAUUUAACCUUAGAAGACGUGUUGAAUGCUACGGGGCAAGUUAUGGAGAAGACAAACUAUGGGACGAUUUAUAAGGCAAAGCUUGCUGAUGGUGGAACCAUUGCUUUGAGGUUGUUAAGGGAAGGCAGUUGCAAGGAUGGGAGUUCAUGUUUACCUGUGAUAAGGCAAUUGGGAAAAAUUCGCAAUGAGAAUUUGAUUCCAUUGAGAGCUUUCUAUCAGGGAAAGAGAGGAGAAAAGCUCCUGAUAUAUGACUAUCUUCCUCACAGAAGCCUCCAUGAUCUUUUAUAUGAAACUAGAGCAGGAAGGCCAGUGCUGAACUGGGCUCGAAGACACAAGAUUGCAUUGGGUAUAGCCAGAGGACUAGCAUUUCUUCAUACAGGUCUUGAGGCACCCAUUACUCAUGGAAAUGUGAGAUCCAAAAACGUGCUAGUAGAUGAGUUUUUUGUAGCCAGGCUGACUGAAUUUGGGCUUGACAAGCUAAUGAUUCCGGCAGUAGCUGAUGAAAUAGUGGCACUUGCAAAGACUGAUGGUUAUAAAGCACCAGAGCUUCAAAAGAUGAAGAAAUGCAAUUCCAGAACAGAUGUCUAUGCAUAUGGGAUACUGUUAUUGGAGAUUUUGAUAGGAAAGAAACCUGGAAAAAAUGCGAGAAGUGGGGAAUUUGUGGAUUUGCCUUCAAUGGUGAAAGUAGCGGUUUUGGAGGAGACAACAAUGGAAGUUUUUGAUGUGGAAGUGUUGAAGGGGAUAAGGAACCCCAUGGAAGAGGGGUUGGUUCAAGCAUUAAAACUUGCAAUGGGUUGCUGUGCUCCAGUGGCUUCAGUUAGACCAACUAUGGAAGAAGUUGUGAAGCAGUUGGAGGAGAAUCGACCAAGGAACAGGUCUGCUUUGUACAGCCCUACAGAAACAAGGAGUGAAAUUGGUACACCAUUUUGAGCUUUUUUUUUUUCUUUUUUUUUUUUUUUCCUUAUGUUGAUCUAAUUAUGAGUUCAAAAUAUGUUAUUGUGUAUCUGAUCCUCGUUAAAAGAAGGCAAUUGUAGUGUAUGAUGCUAAUGCUUUUCUUAAGGUUAUAUUUCUAGGAAUUGGCAAAAUGUGUAAUUGAUGACAAUGCAUCUCUUAAAACAGCUAUCUUGGAAUGUAGUUAUUGAUGACAAUGCAUCUCUAAAUACAGCCAAUCUUUGAAUUGUUUGAA
Molecule: messenger RNA, 2454 nt
Organism: Quercus lobata
Lineage: Eukaryota; Viridiplantae; Streptophyta; Magnoliopsida; Fagales; Fagaceae
Gene: TMKL1
Product: transmembrane kinase-like 1
Exons: 2
Coding region: 123-2198 (691 amino acids)
Biological process (GO): protein phosphorylation
Molecular function (GO): ATP binding; protein binding; protein kinase activity
Source: RefSeq, a predicted model, not a curated record